AAUUAGAACAUGAAAUACAUCUAGCUUAAUAUAUAUAUAUAUAUAUAUAUAUAUAUAUACUAUAUUGCCAAAAGUAUUGGGACACCCCUCCAAAUCAUUGGAUUCAGAUGUUUCAAUCACCUUCAUGGCAGGUGUAUAAAAUCAAGCACCUAGGCAUGCAAACUGCUUCUACAAACAUUUGUGAAAGAAUGGGUCGCUUUCAGGAGCUUAGUGAAUUCAAGCAUGGUACCAUGAUAGGUUGCCACCUGUGCAAUAAGUCCAUCCCUGAAAUUUCCUUGUUACUAAAUAUUCCACGGUCAACUGUUAGUGGUAUUAUAACAAAGUGGAAGCAACUGGGAACAACAGCAACUCAGCCACGAAGUGGUAGGCCAUGUAAAAUGACAGAGCGGGGUCAG
Molecule: messenger RNA, 395 nt
Organism: Staurois parvus
Lineage: Eukaryota; Metazoa; Chordata; Amphibia; Anura; Ranidae
Source: the annotation of a GenBank genome assembly